This is a messenger RNA of Priceomyces carsonii, 807 nucleotides long. RefSeq lists its product as uncharacterized. NCBI's taxonomy places the organism in Eukaryota, Fungi, Ascomycota, Pichiomycetes, Serinales, Debaryomycetaceae. The transcript has a single exon. The record is from RefSeq and is a predicted model, not a curated record. Bases 1 to 807 code for a protein of 268 amino acids.
AUGGUAUUGAACACUUAUUUAGAACUAACAGUCAACCUAACAAAAAAGUUCGUGUCGGAGAACGUUUCAUCCGGGGAAGAAAACAUAAACACGACGGUAGAGACUGACAAGUUUAAUCAGUUCACUGUCGAAAGAGACGGUAAACGGGCAUAUGUUGUCAAUAUUAAUGAUUUAGGAGGGCAGUCAGUACUCAUAUCGGUUGUUGAUACGGAAGAACGUGCGGAAAGCGUUGUCAUUCAUUGGAGUCAAGAUAUACAUUUGCCAUUGAGAGAGAAUGAGAUCCAGGAACUGGUAGAAAAUGACUUCUACAAUAAGAUUGCUUUCAAAUUCGGUGGUAAAGAAGAAAAAGCAUAUGAAGCUCCUCCUAGGCCCACUGAGCCUCCAGUACACAUAAAACCUGUUAUUCCCACAUCUGCAAAUCCAGUAUUAGUUGGAGGGGGCAAUAGAACAGGUAACAGAGCUGGAAACAGAACCAGACCAUCAGAUAUGCCAGACUUUGACGACGAAUAUGAAAUUAGAAAUAAUCAGGAUAUAAUACAAGAUCCUACGUUCCCUCUGAUUGGAGACCGAGACCUCAAUCCACUUUCCUCCUCCGGCGACGGUGGAAUGAUACCAUCAAUGGAUCAUCCCAUAUUUGGACGGCCAAGCUCCAGCGGUGCAACCUCGAGGUUGGGAGUACCUCCAGGAGCACGAUUUGACGAUCCUCUUGCAGAAGAUGACUUCGAUUCAAUGGGUAAAGGCUUACCAUCGAUGCUGAAGAACUUAUCCGGAGGAGGAGGUAGCUUUGGUGGAGGCUUUGGAAUUUAA